Paramuricea clavata is the source of this 372-nucleotide messenger RNA. NCBI's taxonomy places the organism in Eukaryota, Metazoa, Cnidaria, Anthozoa, Malacalcyonacea, Plexauridae. The record is from the annotation of a GenBank genome assembly.
AUGCCUGUCAAACCUGGUGUUGCGUCAAAAGGCGGUAAGAAAGCUGGCAAGAAAGCUGGAGUUGGUGGUGACAAGAAGCGUCGAAGCAAACGUAAAGAAAGCUAUGCUAUUUACAUCUACAAAGUUCUGAAGCAAGUCCACCCCGAUACUGGUAUCUCCAGCAAGGCUAUGGGCAUCAUGAACUCAUUCGUCAACGAUAUCUUCGAGCGAAUUGCUGGUGAAGCUUCUCGUUUGGCUCACUACAACAAGAAAUCGACCAUCUCUUCUCGGGAAAUCCAAACCGCUGUUCGUCUACUCUUGCCUGGAGAAUUGGCCAAGCACGCUGUCAGCGAAGGAACGAAAGCCGUGACCAAGUACACAAGCAGCAAGUAA